AUGGAUCGUGUCAUGGAGAAAAUGAGUGACGCUUGUAGAGAGAAAACAGAUCGAAUUGAAAGGGCCAUAGUCGUUUCUUCAUCAUCUAAUAUGAAAACAGGGCAUGAAGUUGGGCAGGUUGAAGUCAAUUCUCUAUAUAAGACAAAGGGUGAUUUUAAAUUAUGUUGUUACAUUUUGAAUAAGUUGGAGGGUGUUGAUAUGAAACAAUAUGCUAAGGUCACCCAGAUGUUACGUAAUGAUGAACUUUGGAUGGAUUUCUUUCUUAAUGACCUUCCUGAUGAUAAGAGGAUGGAUAUUAGGACAAUAAUUGACUUGUAUGAUGAUGGUGAUGAGGAGAAUGAGUGUGUCAUCAUAAUUGCAUGUAUGUUGGAUUAUUAUAAGAAACAUUAUGAGAAACGACCUUGUAGGGAUUCUCUUUUAAUCGGGAAAGCAUAUAUAAUGGAGAUCUUGCAUGGACAUGAAAGUAGAUGUUUUGAAAAUUUCAGGAUGUCCACCCCUGUUUUUUUGAAGUUAUGUGGGGAGCUUAAGUCAUUAGGGUUGAAAGACUCAAUAGGUGUAAGUGUUUAUGAACAAGUUGGCAUAUUCUUGCUUAUUUUAGCUCAUAAUGAAAGGAAUCGUGUGGUCGCAGAAAUAUUUCAACACUCUACCUAUACAAUAUCAAAAUACUUCCAUGCGAUUUUACAAAAAGUCUAUGAUUUAGGGAAACAGAUUAUUGUCGGCCCAGAUUUAACCCAAGUUUCUAACCAUAUAAGGAAGUCAAAAAAGUACCACCCUUUUUUUUCAGGAUUGUGUUGGGCAAUUGAUGGAACUCAUGUCCAUGUGAACGUGCCUAUGGACCAGCAAAUACCAUUUUGUGGUAGGAAGGGGGAUACCACACAAAAUGUAAUGGCUGUUUGUGAUUUUGAUAUGAUGUUCACGUACGUCGUAGCAAGAUGGGAGGGUCUGCUAAUGAUUCUAAGAUACUGA
This is a messenger RNA of Cornus florida, 966 nucleotides long. RefSeq lists its product as uncharacterized. The transcript is spliced from 2 exons. The coding region runs from base 1 to 966 and encodes 321 amino acids. NCBI's taxonomy places the organism in Eukaryota, Viridiplantae, Streptophyta, Magnoliopsida, Cornales, Cornaceae. The record is from RefSeq and is a predicted model, not a curated record.